AAAACACACAAAAAAAAAGAUUCUUCAUUUAAAUACUUCUUCGUUCUUCUUCUGAAUUCUUUUUCUAUUCAAUGCGAACAAAUCCAGAUCCCGACGCGGAGUCAUCAUCGGCGGAAGUAUAGUUUUGUUGGUCUGUUGACAACGUGCCAUCUUGUUUAAUGAGUGAGAUUGUGCUGAUAGAACAAUUCUAAUUUAAUCGAUUACAAAAUGAAGUCUUUGGGGUUAAAGUUGUUAUUGGUCUUAACUGUUGCAAUAAGUUUUGUCAAUAGCAAUGCACCGGCUUCGGCUUCUACUGCCACUUCCAUCGAGAAUUCAGAAGCAGAUACAGAAAAACUUCCAACAGUUUUAAUUGCAACACUCGUCCGUAACAAAGAACACACUCUGCCGUAUUUUUUGACCUACUUACAGAAUCUAUCUUAUCCCAAAGACCGUAUCGCACUAUGGAUUCGUUCUGACCAUAAUGAGGAUAACAGCAUCGAAGUUAUUCAAGUUUGGCUUGAGAAGGUUAAAGAGAAAUAUCAUAAUGUAGACUUUGCAUUUGAAAAAACACUCCAGAGCCAUCAGAAUGAGAGUUCACCGACGGAUUGGCCUGAGGCGAGAUUUAAUCAUUUGAUAGCCCUCAAAGAGGAAGCCAUGCGAAAGGCAAAGGAAAUAUGGGCUGAUUAUAUUUUUUUACUUGAUGCAGAUGCUCUUCUAACUCAUCCCGAAACCCUCACUGAUUUGGUAUCGCUGCGUUUACCAAUUGUAGCUCCGGUGCUAUUAUCCGGUGGACUGUACUCGAAUUAUUGGUGUGGCAUGACGAGUGAUUAUUACUACCAGCGUACAGAUGAGUAUAAGGAAAUCUACAACGGCGAGAAGAUUGGCUAUUUCCAAGUGCCCAUGGUGCACAGUGCUGUGUUAAUUAAUCUCAAUCAUAAACCUACCGAUUUGCUGACUUUCGAUCGGUCUAGUUUGAUCGACAAACAGACAAAUAAUCUUCUAGAUCCCUCGUGCCGUUUAUACAAUGGUCCCCUAGAUGACAUCAUUAUAUUUGCAUCAUCGGCGAAUUGUUCUGGAGUGCCGAUGUUUAUUAGCAAUGAGAAACUAUAUGGUUAUAUUUUGGAGCCAUUAGACAGCAACGAGUCGUUCGAUCGUGACCGCAUGCAGUUGUUGAAUACGAAAACAACAAUAAUAGUUGAUCAUCCUGUGGGAGAUGUUUUGGUGGAUGACAUUUUCAAGGAUUACAUUCAGUAUCCAGAAAAACACAAACUAACACUGGAUCAUAUUUAUAUGAUAAAUUUGGAAAGACGCCCAGAACGCAAAUUUAGAAUGCAAAAUUUGUUCCGCGAACUCGGUCUGGAUGUUGAAUACUUUCCAGCUGUCGAUGGCAAAAAACUAGACCUGGAAACGAUCAACAGCAUGGGAAUCGAAUUCUUCGAAGGCUACGAAGACCCCUAUCACCAACGACAAAUGACUAUGGGAGAGGUUGGUUGUUUUCUAAGUCACUAUCGCAUUUGGGAAAAAAUGAUUGCGAAUAAUCAAAAAGAAGUUCUUAUCAUAGAGGAUGAUAUUCGUUUUGAAACAUAUUUCACCGAUCGAGCAGUAAGCAUCCUAGAACAAGCUCGAAACAGUGGAGAAUUUGAUUUGAUAUACUUUGGUCGAAAAAGAUUGAAGGACGAAGUUGAACCUGAAGUAGAAAAAACUGAAAACCUCGUACACGUUGGCUAUUCCUACUGGACACUUGGUUAUGUCUUAACACUGAGUGGUGCCAAGAAACUCAUAGCUAGUGAACCAUUGAAAAAACUCAUCCCUGUCGAUGAAUAUCUUCCUGUAAUGUUUAACCGACAUCCCAACGACACAUGGAGUGCAGGAUUUUCACCGAGAAAUCUCAUAGCCUACAGUGCUGCUCCAUUGAUAAUGUUUCCCACACAUUAUACUGGCGAAACAGGUUAUAUAUCGGAUACAGAAGAUUCGGAAAUUACAACACAAAAAUUGUUAAAAGAAGGAAAAGAUUUCCAAUAUAAAAGUGAUCGAGAGACAAAUUUCGCGGCAGCUGCCGCUACCGCUGCUGUCACCGAAGAAACAACAAAAAUGAUAUUGGAAGCAGAACUGCAUCAUCAACUAUCAAAUGAAUUUGGCAGCUCAUUGAGUAAACACGAUGCUACGGAGCUUUAGUUUGAUGGAUAUUCUACACAUGAAAUGAACAUUUUUAUACUCUCUAACGGUUAUAUUGAAAGAAUCGUCAUAAUUUUAAUAUACUCGUAAUACUAAUACUUUGCCAUGAUUUAUGUGCCUUAUAAAAAAGAGAACAACGAAUCUCUUUUUUUAUUCAAAUUAGUUCUUUUAAAUAAUUUUAGUUUGUUAAGUUAAACAAAAAAGCUAAGUAACCAAUAAGCAAUAUGAUUGCAUGAAAAUAGUUUUAACGUAUUUUUCCAAAAAAUGAAUCAUAUUCUAAAUGCAGUGCAUCAAAUAAAAAUAAUAUACAA
This is a messenger RNA of Eupeodes corollae, 2465 nucleotides long. Its product is annotated as glycosyltransferase 25 family member. Lineage: Eukaryota; Metazoa; Arthropoda; Insecta; Diptera; Syrphidae. The record is from RefSeq and is a predicted model, not a curated record. The transcript is spliced from 6 exons. Bases 208 to 2154 code for a protein of 648 amino acids. Gene Ontology annotation, molecular function: procollagen galactosyltransferase activity.